Messenger RNA from Solanum verrucosum, 2876 nucleotides. Its product is annotated as dynamin-related protein 3A-like. Bases 192 to 2669 code for a protein of 825 amino acids. NCBI's taxonomy places the organism in Eukaryota, Viridiplantae, Streptophyta, Magnoliopsida, Solanales, Solanaceae. Gene Ontology annotation, molecular function: GTPase activity; microtubule binding; GTP binding. The record is from RefSeq and is a predicted model, not a curated record. The transcript has 20 exons. Gene Ontology annotation, cellular component: membrane; microtubule; cytoplasm.
UUGGGCGGUAGGAGAGUAUACCCCCGUUUUUCUGUCCCGAGAUAUUCAAAUUCGAUUCUCUCCAGAGUCCUCAAACCCCUAAAAACUCCUCUCUAGGGUUUCCUUCUUACCGAUCUCACUACAUCUCCACUUUCAGGAGCGCCCAGUAACAUCACAAUCUUACUCACUUCGAUCCGGGUUGACUCACUUCCAUGGCGGAAGAUUCAGUUCCAGUUCCAGUUCCAUCAUCCACCAAUACGGCGCCGUUGGGUCACUCAGUGAUUCCUAUAGUGAACAAGCUCCAAGACAUCUUCGCACAGCUCGGAAGUCAGUCCACGAUUGAGCUGCCUCAGGUAGCUGUCGUCGGUAGUCAGAGUAGUGGAAAAUCCAGCGUUCUGGAAGCCCUUGUCGGUCGCGAUUUCUUGCCUAGGGGUUCUGAUAUCUGUACUCGGCGCCCGCUUGUUCUACAGCUUAUACAGACCAAGCGUAAGCCAGAUGGUACUGAUGACGAAUGGGGAGAGUUUUUGCACCUUCCAGGGAAGCGAUUCUUUGAUUUCAAUGAAAUUCGUAGGGAGAUUCAGGCAGAGACAGAGCGGGAAGCGGGAGUGAAUAAGGGUGUUUCAGAUAAGCAGAUACGUUUGAAGAUUUUCUCACCAAAUGUUCUUGAUAUUACUCUUGUGGAUUUGCCGGGCAUAACAAAGGUCCCUGUUGGUGACCAGCCUUCUGAUAUUGAAGCCCGAAUCAGAACUAUGAUAAUGUCUUAUAUUAAACUUCCAAGCUGCUUAAUACUAGCUGUAACACCUGCUAAUGCUGACUUAGCCAACUCAGAUGCUCUUCAGAUUGCUGGAAAUGCUGACCCGGAUGGUUAUCGGACCAUUGGAGUAAUCACAAAGUUGGACAUCAUGGAUAGGGGCACUGAUGCUCGUAACUUUUUACUUGGAAAAGUGAUACCCCUUCGUCUUGGUUAUAUUGGCGUUGUGAAUCGCAGCCAGGAGGAUAUUAGGAUGAACCGGAGUAUUAAGGAUGCACUUAUAGCUGAGGAAAAGUUCUUCCGAAGUCGUCCUGUAUAUAGUGAACUUGCUGAUCGUUGUGGUGUUCCUCAAUUGGCAAAAAAGUUGAACCAGAUUCUAGUGCAACACAUCAAGACAGUUCUUCCAGGAUUGAAAUCACGCAUUAGUGCUGCAUUGGUAUCUGUUGCAAAGGAGCAUGCCAGCUAUGGGGAGAUCACAGAGUCCAAGGCUGGUAUGGGAGCACUUCUACUGAACAUUCUUUCCAAGUACAGUGAAGCGUUCUCUUCAAUGAUUGAAGGAAAAAAUGAAGAAAUGUCAACGUCUGAGCUGUCUGGUGGAGCAAGAAUUCAUUACAUCUUCCAGAGCAUAUUUGUGAAGAGUUUGGAGGAGGUAGAUCCUUGUGAAAAUUUAACUGAUGACGACAUCCGAACUGCCAUUCAAAAUGCAACUGGUCCUAAAUCUGCUUUAUUUGUGCCAGAAGUUCCAUUUGAAGUUCUUAUCCGAAGACAGAUAGCUCGUCUGUUAGAUCCAAGUCUUCAGUGUGCACGAUUUAUUUACGACGAGCUUAUAAAAAUGAGCCAUCGGUGCAUGGUUAAUGAAUUGCAACGAUUUCCUAUUUUGAGAAAACGGAUGGAUGAGGUUAUAGGUUACUUUUUGCGGGAAGGCCUGGAACCUUCAGAGACUAUGAUUGGACACAUUAUUGAGAUGGAGAUGGAUUACAUAAACACUUCACAUCCGAAUUUUGUUGGGGGGAGUAAAGCUGUGGAGAUGGCAAUGCAGCAGGUCAAGUCCAACAGGAUUACUGCACCUGUUCCGAGGCAGAAAGAUGGAGUGGAUUUAGAGAAAGCGCCAGCAUCUGAAAGAAGUCUGAAGUCACGUGCUAUUCUUGCUAGACAUGCUAAUGGAAUUGUUCCUGAUCAGCAGGUUGCUCGGCCUGCUGCAGAAGAGAAAACGACAACAUCUGGAUCAAAUGUUAGUUCAAGCUGGGGGAUAUCAUCAAUAUUUGGUGGAUCAGACAGUCGUAUAUCUGUCAAAGACAAUCCCAUUAGCAAGCCAUUCAGUGAACCUAUCCAGAGCAUGAAUCAUGCUUUCAUCCACUUGAGAGAGCCCCCAAGUGUGCUGAGGCCGUCAGAAACUCAUUCGGAUCAGGAGACUAUUGAAAUUGCUGUUACAAAACUGUUAUUAAGGUCAUAUUAUGACAUUGUCCGGAAAAACAUCGAGGACUCAGUACCUAAAGCAAUCAUGCACUUUCUGGUCAACCACACAAAACGAGAACUCCACAAUGUAUUUAUCAAGAAACUUUACAGAGACAACCUCCUUGAAGAGAUGUUGCAGGAACCUGAUGAGGUAGCCUUGAAGAGAAAGCGCACUCGUGAGACACUUCGUGUUCUUCAGCAAGCUUUCAAGACAUUGGAUGAGUUGCCACUUGAAGCUGAGUCAGUUGAAAGAGGCUACAGCAUAGGUACUGACCCAACAGGCCUACCAAAGAUUCAUGGUCUUCCAACGUCAUCCCUGUAUAAUUCCAGUGGCUCAACUGAUUCAUACACUGCUUCUCCUAAAAACCCAAGAUCACGCAAAUCAUCCCAUUCUGGUGAACUACAGUCACCAAUGUAUGCUGGUGCAGAUUCAAAUGGUGGUGGGCGUAAUUCUCUUGGUCUUUAUCCAACAGUUGAUAUGUAGGAGAUUUAUCAGAUGCUUUGGGGACAUUUGGAACCUCACCCCAUCUGGUGCAGUGAAGAGCCAUUCUAUAUUUGAUUUGUUCUGCCACAAUGAAGAUGUAUGACGAUUGUUUCGCUUUCCCAAUAUUCUUUAUUUCUAUUGUUCAAAUAGAAUGAUUUUGAGCUAUGCAAGGAAUAAUAAGAAGUCGUCUUCAGCAGGCUGCAGGCA